This is a messenger RNA of Miscanthus lutarioriparius, 2094 nucleotides long. The record is from the annotation of a GenBank genome assembly. Lineage: Eukaryota; Viridiplantae; Streptophyta; Magnoliopsida; Poales; Poaceae.
AUGCCGUCCACGCGCGCGCUCCGGCGGUUCGACCCGCGACGGUCGCCGCCGCCACGACAGAGCUCGCAGGCGGCGGCGGCGGCCGCGAAGGAGGAGGAGGAAGCGAGCCCGUGGCUGCCGUCCUCAUCCUUCACCUCGUCGUCUUCCUCCUCGGCCUCCGCGCUCUUCAAGCACUCCGCCGCCUUGUCGGCGGCUGGGCCGAGGGGCGGAUCGGGGACGCGCGUGUACCCGCUGCGGGACUUCCCGGGCGGGGACGCGGCCGCGCUCGGCGGCGCGUUCCGGGACAACGUGCGGUGGCUCCUGAAGCAGUGGAGCUGCGCACCGGGUUCCGGGUCGGCGUGGCGCGCGCUGCUCUCGGACGAGCGCACGGGCGCCUUAGUUCCCAUCGUCGCCGUGGAGGAGCUCGCCGCGGCGUCGCCCUCGCCGCUCUGCGAUCUCUGUCGCUGCGCCGGUUGGAGCCACCACUGGGUGUCAAAGCGGAAGUACCAUUUCAUCAUUCCGGCAGUGGUCGACUGGGACCAGCCAAUCAGGGCUGAUGCGUUGCUUGGGCACACCGAUCACCUCCUACAGGGUCUGAUCCAUAGUAAUGGCUUUGGUCACCUUGUGACUCUCCAUGGUCGUGAUGGUGGCUCCACUUUCCUCUCUGGCUGCCAGAUCAUGGAUAUAUGGGAUCAGCUUUGCGCAGCUCUCCGUGUAAAAGCCGUCUCUGUUGUCGACUUGACCCAGAAGCACUCUGUGGACCUCCGCCUCCUGCUUGGAGUGGCACAAGGCAAGACAUGGUUCACUCGCUGGGGGUACUGCCUUGCCAAGGGUUGUUUCAGCGUGUCUAGGUCCACUUAUGCUGCUGCACUUGAAGCCCUUGCUACCCUGCCUGUUGAUUGUCUCCGUAGUCGUCAUGUCCGUCGUGUGGUCACCAUCUACCGCCGCCUCUCCAACAAACCUCUGGCUACAGUCCGUGAGUUCCUCCUCUGCCUCCUUGAUUGGAAGCACCUUGAGGCCCCGCUUUCUCCUCCUCCCGUGAAGACAUCCCCACGGCUGAUGUUCUUGCUGCCAAAGUCAUGUAUGGUGAAGAGGCUCAGGCAGCCAUACCAACGCUUUGAGGACGUAGUUGACCUGCUUGAGUGUCGGUGGUCAAAGAAGCGUCUGCUUAGUGCUGCAGAGGUUGUUGUUGAAAAGCUGCGGGAGCAUGCCGAUGGCACAAGGAUAACACGGCAGGCAGUGCGAGAUGCUGCCAGGGGUGCCAUCGGUGACACUGGUCUCCUGGACUUCGUCAUCAAGUCCCUCAAUGACACUGUUGUUGGUAACCACAUUGUGCGCCGCGUGCCUGACCCUGAGAACCGUGUGCUUCACUUCAGCCUUGAGGAAUAUGCUGAGCCUGAGCCACAGCCGCAGGCAGAUCAUGAGCUUGAGCCAGUGGAAGUUGAUGCAGAGCACAGCCCUCCUGCAGUCCGAUGGCCAAACACAGCAGAGGCGGAGCGGGAUCUGCGUGCUGUGUGCCGAGCCAUGGUGGAGGCACGCAGUGAAGCAGCACAGGCUGUACUGGACUGCAAGCACUGGGUGAAAUGGUGGGGCCUUAGGGAUGAGUCUGAUGACCAGCUAAGGUUCCUUGUUGAGUGGCGACCACAGCCAUGGGAGGCUACUGAACUUACAAGGCCAAUGCCGCCAGGGGAUAUCGUGGUGGUACCCCUGCAUACAUCCAUAGGUGAGCUGCUUGUUGAGGCGGAGCAUGCAUUGCGAGAUACAUACUGCUUCUUUGAGGAUUUCCAGGCCGAGUCACUGGAUGGCAUUGCGGGGGAUAAAUGGGAUCCGGUGAUGCUUGGUGGAGCAGAGUCUGGUGACACCAUCGGUGUGCAUGGCCACGGAGCGGACAUGGAGACUGGGCUGCGGUGCCAGGGAGGUGCAGAUGCGUGGGAGGUGCAGUGUGUUUGUGGUGCACAGGACGACGAUGGGGAGCGCAUGGUGGCAUGCGAUGCAUGCAAUGUCUGGCACCACACACGCUGUGUCGGCAUUGCAGAUGGUGCUCCGGUACCACCAUUAUUUCUCUGCAUAUCCUGUAGUGGCGCGCUCAUGGCCGCUGGACCAAUUUCUGGAUGA